AUGUCCCUGGCAGGGUUAGGGCCCAGCAGGGGAAGGAAGCCAGGAAGAGGGCGGCUGCCACCGCAGGCAGCGGUGCUUGAGCAGCAGCAGAAGCUGGCGCAGAGGCAGGAAACCGAGCGGGCUGCCGUGAGAGAGCUUGAUCCCAGCUCUGAGGAGGCCGUUGCCAACACCUCCGACAUGCAGCUUGUGUUCUUUGGCACAGCAGCCCAGCGGCCCACCAAGGCCAGGUCAUCGCGGGCUGUGGCGCUGCGCAAGGGCAAGAGCAAUUGGCUGUUCGACUGCGGGGAGGACACGCAGCGGCAACUGCUUAAACAGGCACUGGUGCGGCCGGGCAAGAUCGACCGCGUCUUUGUCACCCGCGCCAGCGGCGACUCAGCCUUUGGCCUCCCAGGCAUGCACCAGCAUUUCUUAUCGGUUACGUGCAUGAUGUGCAUCUGCAGCGCUGCCAGGGAGGUGGGCAUGGACACCUCGGACCUGCCCCUGCACAUCUAUGGUCCCCCGGGCCUGGCAGAGUACCUGCGGACAUUCCUGACGGUGUCGGACACGUACAUAGUGAUGCCCGUGGUGGUGCACGAAUUUGUGACAUCCCCUGUUCCCGAGGAGGAAAUGGACCGUCCAGAGCAGCUGGAGCACCGCUGCUGCCUCUUCCGCAUGCGGGAAGAGCGUGUAAUAAUAAUAAGAAUGCCUCCUGAGGGGUAUUAUGACGGGCAGAUCAUGCAGCUGACAAAGCGGCACCAGCAGCGGCGGAAGAAGCGCAAGGGAUCUGACGAGCGCGCUGUGCUGGUGGAGCAGCGCCUGCCAGACCCAGGCGAUCCAUCCAGGAGUGAUGUGGCGCCUGAGGAGAUGACUUGGACGGUGCGCUGUGACGAGAAUUUCACGGUCUGUGCGGCGCCUCUGUCGCAGCGGCCGCAGAGCUUCGGCUACGUUGUACGCGAGAGCGACAGGCGUGUCUCUGAUCAUGUCGCGGCGGGGACGCUGAACGUGGCGGCGUGUGAGGAGCUGGGAGUGCGGCCCGGCAGGGACUACUCGCGGGUCAAGGCCGGCGAGAGCGUGCUCAGCCGCAGCGGCGAAAUCAUCCGCCCCGAGCAGGUGGUGGGUCCAACCAUCGUCGGCCGCAGCGUGGCGAUUCUGGGGGAGGCCGUGGCCAGCACUACGCGGCAAUGGGCUACCGGGUGUGACCUGCUGGUUCACCCUGCCAUCUCCCAGGUCAGGAUGGACGAAGGCGGGAGCUGUGCAGAAGGUGCGGGUGUGUUGGCGAGCCAGGUUGAUGUGAGGCAUCUCGUGCUCACAGGCUUCCCAGAAGCACAGGCAAGCGACAGCUCAUCUUCCGACCAGUCCAGCUCAAAUGGAGCCGCAGCCGCCACCCCUGCCUUUGACAGGCAAUCUGGGGCCCCCGGUGCAGAGCGACAGAUGGGGCAGCGGCAUGCGAACGCGGCGCUGGGCCGGCAGCGGCUGGGAACUUUCAAGGACACAUUUGCUGAGAAGUGCGUGGAGGCGGCGGCGCAAAAGUACGGCAGCGAUGCCGUCUCGGCCGCGCGCGAUUUGAUGGUGCUUAGUGUUGAACGGCGCUGGGGGCCCCAGUGAUAUCAGCUACAGUUGGGCACCCCAAAUUUGUGAGGGCUUGCUCUUUUGCAGUGAACGUGAGCGUGUGCCCUCCCAAUCGAAAGAUUCCUUUUGAUUGCUUGAGGAGACUGAGGUGCUAGUAAAGUAUGGUAAGAGCUCUGACAUGUGGUCUCUUGGGAGAGCCCCUGCAUAUGGUUUAUGCUAGGUCAAGCAAUGGCUUGUUCUCGCAAUCUUGAUCAUUGCUGCGACCUGGUGAUGAAAGGGGUUUUGAGAUAUCAUCGCUGAUUU
Coccomyxa subellipsoidea C-169 is the source of this 1851-nucleotide messenger RNA. RefSeq lists its product as hypothetical. NCBI's taxonomy places the organism in Eukaryota, Viridiplantae, Chlorophyta, Trebouxiophyceae, Coccomyxaceae. The record is from RefSeq and is a predicted model, not a curated record. Gene Ontology annotation, molecular function: 3'-tRNA processing endoribonuclease activity. Gene Ontology annotation, cellular component: nucleus. Bases 1 to 1584 code for a protein of 527 amino acids. The transcript is spliced from 12 exons.